ACCAGUCUGGAGUGCGUCCGCCUGACGAAGACUUUCAGCUGGAUUUAGUGUUUCUCUGAUAACGGGCAGAAAUGUAUGAGCUGGAGAAAGGAAAUCUUAAGCGAUUUAACGACUACAUAGUGCAUACGCUACGGCCGUCUUACGUCAAAGGAUUCAUGACCUCAUACCUGCAAACAGAGGUGGUGGAGAGAAUUCUUUCAGAGGAAAAGUCCUCGGUCACUUCUGCUGCUCAAAUGCUUCUUCAGGAGAUAUGCGAACUGGAGGAGAAAGGCUGGUUUCAAGCUUUUUUGGAUGAACUCCGCGAAGGAGACUACACCGGACUUUAUCAGGCUAUUCGGGAGUGGGAUUUUCAACACCUUGAACGGAUGAGACCUUUUAAGAUGCUUUUGGAACGGGUUGAAGCAUCUUUCACCAAACAGAUAAAGCCAGUAGAGGUUGUGGAUCACCUGUCGGAAUGCAUUAUUGACCGUGAGCGAGAGGAAAUAAGAGCGAUUAGUGAACAAAAAGGACACAUUGCUGGAUCUGAAAAGUUGACAGAAUGUUUGAAAAGGUCGGACAAAUCCAACUGGUUCAAACUCCUAAAGCUUGCCUUGCACGCGUGCAAUUUUACACUGGCUUUGGAGUUAUUGGACCCAGAUCCAGGCACACCAGACUCUGGAAAAGCAGUGGAAGACAGCGAUGUAAAUGAGGAAACUACAACAGUCUGUUUUGAGUUCAGAGAAGAUCCUGUUAAUAGCCUGGUGGAAAGUAUGAAUGAGAGAGACUUUAUGACAUUCCAUGAUGAAGCAGCAGGAGGCAGUGGUGGGAAGGAUGAUUGUAAAACAUUUGGAGGACGGAAGCUGAGAUCCUAUCAAAGAGAGCUGGCAGGCCCUGCGUUUGAGGGAAAAAACACAAUUAUCUGCGCUCCCACAGGCUGCGGAAAGACAAUUGUUGCCCUUGCUAUCUGUGAUCAUCACUUGAAAACUAAACCUCCCCAGACAGCCAAGAUUGUCUUUAUGGCUACAAAAGUAGAUGUAUAUGAACAACAGUACCAAUUGUUCCAGGAUCACUUCUCUAACAUAGAUGAUGGGGACAUCAGGAUCACAGGUCUCUGUGGAGACAUGGGUGAACAGAUUUCCAUGGAUGUUAUUGUUGAAAACCACGACAUCAUUGUGCUGACGCCUCAGAUCUUAGUGAAUGCCCUCAAACGCAAAGAGCUACCUUCACUGUCUGUCUUUACCUUGCUGAUAUUUGACGAGUGUCACAACACCACUGGAAAGCAUCCCUACAAUAUUCUCAUGGCCAAUUACCUGGAUGCCAAACUGAUUGAAAGGAAUGAGCCAUUGCCUCAGAUUGUUGGGCUAACGGCCUCUGUGGGGAUUGGGAGUUUCAAGAACCAGCCGCAGGCAGAAAGUAACAUCUGCCAACUGUGUGCAAACCUGGAUGUGAGAGUCAUCUCGACUGUUAAGGAAAACAAGGAGGAGCUCAUGUCCUUUGUGAAUAUGCCUGAAAAGGAAUUUGUUGAGGUGAGGAAAAGAACAAGUGACCCCUUCAUUGCCAUCAUCCAUAACAUCAUGUCCAACAUUGAAGCACUGGCCAGGAAGGUGUAUGACAUAGAUUCCCUGUCCAAUAUUCAGAACCGUGAUUACGGCACGCAGAAGUAUGAGCAGUGGAUUGUGGACGUGCAGAAGCGAUGCAAGGUUCUGCAGCUGGAGGACAAGCAGAGGGAGAGCCAGGUGUGCAGGGCUCUCUUCAAUUUCACAGAGCACCUGAGGAAAUACAACGAUGCGCUCAUUAUCAACGAGGACGCAAGGACCAAGGAUGCCUUGGAUUACCUGGAGGUCUUUUUCAAUCAAGUGAGAAAUGCAGGAUUUGAUGAAACUGAACGGAAACUGACAGAAUAUUUUGACGUUCAGCACCCCCACCUGGUCCAACUGUCCAGGCGGGAGCCGCAGGAGAACCCGAAGCUGAAGGAGCUGAAGUUCAUUCUGGAUGAAGAGUACAGAAACAACGACCAGACUCGCACCGUGCUGUUUGUCAGGACCAGGGCGCUGGCUGAUGCAAUGAAAAACUGGAUUGAGGAAACAGACUCUCUGAAGUUUCUAAAGCCUGGAGUUUUGAUAGGCAGAGGGAGGAAGUCUCAUCUAACAGGUUCAGGAAUGACACAGACAUCCAAGAAGGGGGUGUUGGAAUCCUUUAAAAGUUCGAAUCAAAGUAAAAUCCUCAUCGCCACCUCAGUAGCAGACGAAGGCAUUGACAUUCCACAGUGCAACCUUGUGCUGAUGUAUGAAUAUGUUGGCAAUGUUGUCAAGAUGAUCCAAGUCAGAGGUCGUGGCCGGGCAGAAGGAAGCAGGUGUUUCCUUAUAUCUGACAAAAAGGAAUAUAUCGAAAAGGAAAGGUUAAAUCUGCAUCGUGAAAAAAUAGUGGAGAAAGCCAUUGCUACUUUGCAGAAUUCCAGGAAAUCAAUGCUAGCUAAGAUUGAUGCAUUUCAAAAGGAAGACAAGAUGAUAAGGGACCAUGUCAACUCAACACCGGAGAAACCCAGAACCCAUGGCAGCUUUGAACUCCUUUGUUCAAAAUGCAAGGAGUUUGCUUGUUUCUCUGAUGACCUGAGAGUUGUACAGGAGUCACACCACAUAGUUGUGGACAGGACCAUCUUAGAGAGAUGUGUCCAGAAGCCUCACAGGAAUCCCAGAGGUUACGGCAAUUUUGAAAAAAAGAUGAAGAUGUAUUGCCGUCAGUGCCAACAAGACUGGGGGAUCAUUGCCUCCUACAUGAACAUCGACGACCUGCCGGUGAUUAAAAUCGAGAGCUUUGUGGUCAAGAACUGUGUGACCAACCAGCAGCAGUACUUCCGAAAGUGGAAACAUGUCACAUUUGCCAUGAAAGAGUUUGAAAUAACUGAUAUACAUCCUGGGACAUCUGGUCCCACUGAAUGAUCACAGAAAUAGAAAAUGACUACGUGGUGAUUUUGUGGCCCUUCUAAUGUCAGUAUAUGUAUUGCACAGUGUACCUUGACCUGCAAAGAAGGUGCUUUUGAAACAUAGCCUUUCAUGAAUUAAACUUGGGAAUGUCGGGAAUAUUGAUCAGUAAUGAAAGACAAAUUUGUAGAAUUCUUAAUCAUUCAUAUUUUAGCAGGAUAUUGGUGGGAUGGGCACUUGUUGACUUACAUAAUGAGCUAUAG
Messenger RNA from Megalops cyprinoides (Indo-Pacific tarpon), 3163 nucleotides. RefSeq names its product DEAD (Asp-Glu-Ala-Asp) box polypeptide 58 (gene rigi). The coding region runs from base 72 to 2918 and encodes 948 amino acids. The record is from RefSeq and is a predicted model, not a curated record. NCBI's taxonomy places the organism in Eukaryota, Metazoa, Chordata, Actinopteri, Elopiformes, Megalopidae. Gene Ontology annotation, cellular component: cytoplasm. Gene Ontology annotation, molecular function: single-stranded RNA binding; ATP binding; double-stranded RNA binding. The transcript is spliced from 18 exons.